CUUCCAUCUACAAACGACAACUAUGGUGGUCAGCCCAUUGUGAAAAAAAAAAUUUUUGUUCCAGCCAGUCUUUCGUUUUGAUUCCUCCAUCCUCCACCCCAUCGCCCCCUCUCCUCCUCAUCCCCUCUCCCCCGUCCACGCCUUCGACACUCCUCUCAGAGUCGGCAUUUUGCGAGGCUCACGAUUAUAAGGGCCGAGCCACUAGUUCAACAAAUCCUCCCAUUAUACUUGGGCGUCAAGAUACAACAAUUGCGCUCACAUCAAGAUCACCCCGAUUCACAUCACCGUUGGUUGUCUGUUCGGGAUGUCAGAUCACACUCAACAGCCUAGCGGCACCGCGGGGCCUCUAACUACAUUCCACCCGUUCCCCAAGUUACCCUGGGAGCUUCGUCACGACAUUUGGGACCUCGUUGUUCGACCGCUUGACCGCCCUGGAGCCCACAUCUUCUGCAUCGAAGAGCGGGAGCUGGAUGACUCUGAAGCUAAAGAAUGCGACGUGGUCUGCGGCCCUAUCCCUUCGGAAUCUGGCGAGUCCAACCUUCACAUCAGAGUUCCGGCUGCAACUAUGUCCUCCGGACCCGCUGGUAACCCGUCCAUGUACAUGAUUGAUGGUGGACUUUGGACCGCCUGCAAGGAGUCACGAGCGGUGAUGGAAAAGGUCUUCAAGCACCAUAUUUGGGACCCCAAGAGGAGGGCCUGGCCGCAGUACUAUGAGGCUUCUUUUCCACUUGAGAGGUACAGGUUCAUUCCUCCACAUCUUCGAGCACUACGACAGUCUCCAGUUAUCAAAAACCCUUAUGAAGGGGUAAAACACGAAACCGAUAUGAUACCGGCCACGGGAUUCUUUCUAUCGGCACCAUCGUCUCCUUCCUCGUCGUCAUCCGCUCGAACGACUAAAGCAGACCGACCCAACCAUCAAGUCACAACCUCCCCGCACUAUUUCAGUGUCUUUCCCCAUCGAGAUCUCUUCAUUAUGCGGCCUGCAUCGUGGAAAAUAGAUGACAUCUGGUCUCGGCUCGAAGUUUUCUUUCCCUUCGGCUCGAAGAAAUGGGGAUAUUUCGGAUUCGGUGGGAAACAUGGUCUCGCAUUCGAGUACGACCCGGCCUGGAUGGAAGGAUCUGAAGAUGAUUACUACCGGGAUGAUUCUGGUAAAAUCAUGGGCGUUAUUAGCAUUGUCGACAGAAUAACUUCGGUCAUCACUCAAUGGGAUACCUCCGAACCGGACACUAUUUGGUUCAUUGAUUACCGACUCAAGCUCAAGCAGGACACACCCGCAGACAAGAGAGAACCUGAUGGUAAUCAAAAAGUGUUCUAUGGGAACGAUGGACGUCGAUAUGUUGAGAUGUAUUCUAAGUUUGUCGAGGGUGGUGGUGACCGUCUCCAGUGGUUUUAUACCGAAGGUGUUGGGGGUGAAGACUCGUCCAUCAGUGAAGAAUCUUGUCAUUCUUUUAUCGAAUAUGUUGAACUUGAACUCCUGGAUAUGUUGAACGAAGAUUCCGAAAACGAAUGGGGUGAUGAGGAAAGGGACGGUCCAAAGUUCGGAAUUCUUGCUUGCUUGCCUUAAGCCUGAGUAAGACAUGUUGACGAUGGACUGUCGGUGAAGUCUCAAGCAGCUAUUGUACUUAGAUCACUUUGAACUUAGUGUCUGUCGGUUUCUGUUA
This is a messenger RNA of Neurospora tetraspora, 1661 nucleotides long. RefSeq lists its product as uncharacterized. Lineage: Eukaryota; Fungi; Ascomycota; Sordariomycetes; Sordariales; Sordariaceae. The transcript has a single exon. The record is from RefSeq and is a predicted model, not a curated record. Bases 305 to 1564 code for a protein of 419 amino acids.